AUGUUAUUCUCUAGUCUAUUUCUAGCUUUGGUCGUUACGACCGCCGCCGCGGACUACGUUAUCAAGCCUGUACGGUUACAAGGAGAUGCACCAUAUUCCCAUAGAAGACUAUAUGGUAUACGGCGGUUAAAGGUUGUUCGGCCUUUGAUGGCACCAGCUGGUGGUGACUCGGCACGAGCUGCGUCGGUACGGCGGCAUCAGUCCAUCGACACCGAGGCUAGCACCUUUGUUCCCUACAUUCCACGAGCUCAAGUCCCUCCGAGAAUAAUCUCAGCUUCAAAAGCUUCGGAAUCGAAAGAAGUUACAACUAGCCGAUCUACAUACGGUACAACUGCUUCGCCAUAUAUAGCAAAGGCCCCGCGAUCAUUUGAAGAAUUCGAUGAAGAGCGAAGAAAGAGAAUCGAGGCUCGAUGGAAGCGGCUCGGGAUCAACAUGAAAACGAUACAGUAUCCAAUUCAAAGAGCAAGCCGAGAAAAAUCACUAGAGAUCGAUUAUGGCGUGCCAAGAGCCGUACCACCCCCAUCACAUUCGACAAAAUCCAUUGAAGAUGAAGAAGAAUCAAAGCAAGUGGAGAAUUUUAGCCCAAAGAAAGACGAUAUUCGAGUGCCAUCGUCGGAAAAUACUCGAAAAUCAGUCCCACUGCCGACUGACGAUAAAGACAUACAAGUAGAACCACCCCGACGUCCGCGAAUCCAUGGACCCAUCCUGGCCCCAUACACAACCUCAGGACAUGAAGAUGCUCAGAAGUCGGGUUACGGUAUCAGUGCGGGUGCGUCUGCGUCCGCAGCGCAGCGUUCUGCUGCGGGACGAUUCGACGCGGCUUUGCCGCCAGCUGCGCCAAUUCUGCCACGAUUUGCAUCGCCAAUGGCGACACCGACACCAAAUAGAGAAAAAUCCGUAGCCGAGAACUCCAUCCAAGAAGAUCCAAACCUGACGCCAUUCCAGAAUUCGGCACGAAAUCGAUUUAAAUACGGUAGUCAAGUAGGGAAUGGCGGCCCCAAACCAUAUACGCGAACAGUGAAACCACCGUCAACUACAGAGCCAGUAACGACUACAACUGAGACAACCACCACAACUACCACGACCACUACCGAAGUGCCAGUAACGGAAGAAUCUGAAGGCGAUGGUGGUGAUUCAGGAGCUAGCUUCGGCUCCGGUCCAUCUGAACUACCACCAGAGUUGGCAAACGUUGGCUUUGGCAUAGGCGGCAAUGGCAUCAAUUUUAACGUUCCUGCAGAAGGAGAAGCGAGGCAAGAUUCUGCCGAGAAAACGUCUGCAUCUUCCGAGAAAAGGGCGAGAAGGCCAAAACAGAGAAAGCAGCCUAAUCCGGAAGCGUUCAAAGAAGAGUUGGUCAUUCCACAGAACUCAGGCCUACGGCCUGUAGCACCACCGAAGGAGUUCCUUGAUGGAGGAGGAUUUGGUCCUGGUUCUUCUUCCAGUGGUGGAGGCGGUGGAAGCUUCGGAGGAGGAGGAAUCGGUGGAGGAAGCGGUGGCGGCAGUGGCGAUGAUAGCGACUCAGGAGCAGGUUUGGGAGGUGAUGGAAGUGCUGGAGGUGGUGGAGGAAGAGGGGGAGGUGGUGGCGGAAGAGCUAGAGGAAAAGCUGGCCGUGGACGAGGUGGUGGUGGAGGAGGUUCUGCUAUCUCAUCUGGAGCUGAAUCCGAACAACCUCCAGACCUAUUUACUGGUGACUCGGCACUUACACCAUCUCGUGGACCUACCGGCGAUGGUUACGGACCACCAAUCUUCCCUGGAGGUGCAGUGCCACCGCCCGUACCAGCAGUAGGUCUCGGUGGUGCGGCAGCAGGAAAAAGCCCCUAUGGGGCGCCACUUAUGGAAGCGACGGAAAACCCACCUACUACGGUCAAACCAUCAGCUCUCUUGAAUGUUUUGAAUAAAGCUGAUCAAGGAAUUAACCAAGCGAUCACGCAUUUUGAGCAAGGAAGUCCUUUAGAGACAGCGGCUAUAGACAUCUUGGAAGUAGCGUUGGGCUCUCAAAGGUUGGAUUCCCAAGCUAAGCUUUUGGGGCAUGUAGAUAGGGCCAUAGGAUUGGACAAUCUGCAACGGAUACAACGAUGGGCGAAUACAGCUGGUGCUAUGGAUGUGUUCAAAGAAGAGGUGGUGAAAUUCAUCAAGAACUUUGAACCACCUGAGGAUCUCCUUCCGACAAUACCUCCGCAACUCGAUUAUUUAUUUAAAACCUCAGGACGGUAGUCGGUCUUCCUGUCUUACUGUUAUGUUAUCCUACAAACCAACUCAUACACGGGAGUACCGCGUUGCAAGCCAGGAUGUUCAGGUCCAAUCGCUCUCUUACACUAUAAGCGCGCCAGUGAAGGCACAGUAUCGCGGUUCUAGAACUUUGAUCAUUGUCGUAUCGUUGUUUAGUUCUAGUGUAGUUGAUGCUAGUAAUUAUGUUAUUUAUUUGAUUAUUAUUUAUGAUAUACUUACAUGUAUGAACUUCGCGUCUUUCAAAAUAUCCAGUCUCGUCUUCGCUCUUUGCAUUUGAAGCUCUCCAAAGCUGCUUUGCUGCUGUUGUUGUACAGUCCGUUAUGAAACUUCUUGCCCCAACUGCUCACAUCACUUGCCAUUGUGAUUCUCGCU
Cylicocyclus nassatus is the source of this 2598-nucleotide messenger RNA. The record is from the annotation of a GenBank genome assembly. NCBI's taxonomy places the organism in Eukaryota, Metazoa, Nematoda, Chromadorea, Rhabditida, Strongylidae.